This is a messenger RNA of Rana temporaria (common frog), 3447 nucleotides long. RefSeq names its product calcium-activated chloride channel regulator 1-like. The record is from RefSeq and is a predicted model, not a curated record. The transcript is spliced from 15 exons. Gene Ontology annotation, molecular function: intracellularly calcium-gated chloride channel activity. Bases 184 to 2931 code for a protein of 915 amino acids. Gene Ontology annotation, biological process: chloride transport. NCBI's taxonomy places the organism in Eukaryota, Metazoa, Chordata, Amphibia, Anura, Ranidae.
UAGGGCUAUAUAUCAUGCUUCACACACUGUACUGAGAGUUGAGGACUGGAAGCUGGACAACUCACUGCAGCUCCAGGAGACAUCUCUAGGAAUCAGUAGGAUUGGCACAGACGUUAGUUGGGACAGACUGUACUGAAUCUUCUACUAACUGCCAUAAGACACUGGAACACCGACGCGGCAACCAUGAAGAUUGCUGGGAUUCUUAUUUUAGCUUCCAUACUCCAGCUGUCACAGCCAGCUAAGGACUCGCUAGUAAAGCUGGUUAAUAAUGGGUAUGAAGAUGUCGUUUUUGCAAUAAAUCCCAAGAUUCCUGAAAAUCCAAAACUUAUCGAAAAUAUAAAGAAAAUGGUGGCUGACGGAUCUAACUACCUAUUGCAAGCUACAGAAAAUAGGCUGUAUUUUAGAAGUGUUAAGAUUUUAAUUCCAAGCACUUGGACAACCAACAGCGCUUAUAGCAGGCCUAAAACAGAGUCCUAUGACAAGGCUGAUAUUAUUAUAGCUGAUCCUUUUGUUAAAGGAGAUUUUCCAUAUACCUUGCAAUAUGGUGGUUGUGGGGAGCCUGGGAAAUACAUACACCUCACCCCCAAUUUUGUUCAAAAUGACAGAGUGCUGAGACUAUAUGGUCCCAGAGGGAGAGUGUUAGUCCAUGAAUGGGCUCAUCUGAGAUGGGGUGUUUUUGAUGAAUACAACAAUGAUAUCCCAUGGUAUCUCAGUAAACAAGGCAAAUCGGAGGCAACCAGAUGUCCUUUGAGUCUGGGUGGAUUAGCUAAAAUUGAUAUUGAUGAUGGACUAAAGCAAACAAAAGUAGACUGUGAAAUUGACCAAACCACUGGGCUCUAUGAGGAUGGUUGUGAAUUCUACCCAAAUGUGGACCGCAAUGUCCAUGAAUCUAUUAUGUAUGGACAAGCCCUGGAACCUGUGCACGCAUUCUGCAAAGAAAACACGCACAACAAAGAAGCACCAAAUGAACAAAACAGAUUAUGCAACCACCAAAGUGUAUGGGAGGUCAUCAUGAAAUCUCCUGACAUGAAAUCUGCUCCGUUGGAAAGUACCAAUAUCCCUGCCCCUACUUUUACCCUGCUGCAGUAUAAAGACAGAGUGGUCACCUUGGUACUGGAUGUUUCUGGAAGCAUGAGUGGAAGCGAUCGCAUUAACCGCCUGUACCAGGCUUCUGAAGUUUACAUCAUGCAGAUUGUCGAAACGGGUUCCCGUGUUGGAAUUGUCAGUUUCUCUAGUGACGCAACCGUUCUGUCUAAUUUGGUGAAAAUAACUAACACCUUUGACCGUGAAAGACUCAAGGGUUUUCUUCCAAGAAUCGCAACUGGAGGUACAAACAUAUGCUCUGGAGUUCGUAAAGGAUUUGAGGUAAAUAAAGGGUUCGAUGGAAGCACCUUUGGCACAGAGAUUGUGCUGUUGACAGAUGGAGAGGAUGGAGGUGUUAGCGGUUGUUUUAGUGAAGUCCAAACCAGUGGAGCCGUCAUUCACACUCUUGCUUUAGGAAACCAAGCCGAUAAAGCCCUAGAAGAAUUAUCCAGCAUGACAGGUGGUUUAAGACUAUAUGCAUCAGAUAAACUUGAUGCCAAUGGUUUAAUUGAUUCCUUCAGUGGUAUCAAAUCUAGCAGCGGGGAUGUCCAAGCUCAGUCUAUACAGAUUGAAAGUACUGCAAGAACAAUAGAACCAAAUCAGUGUCUGACUGGCAAAGUGACCAUCGACAACAGUGUAGGCAAUGAAACUUUCUUUUUAGUCACUUGGAGCGUCCUCGACCCAAGCAUUCAAUUGACAGAUCCAUCCGGCAAAAUAUAUGAGAAGGCGCAGUUUGGAACCGAUGCUGCCUCAAAGUCUGCCCGUCUCGCAGUUCCAGGCACUGCUCAGCCUGGCGACUGGCCAUACAAAUUAUGCAACACGCACUCUACAGCUCAAGUCCUUGGUAUUACGGUGAAUUCCCGAGCAGCAGAUCCAAAUGUCCCCCCAAUUACUGUUGAACCAUUUCUUAAUGCAGACACUAACAGCUUCCCCACUCCAAUGGUUGUGUAUGCUACGGUAACACAAGGGGUUGCUCCAGUUCUAGGAGUGAAAGUGAUUGCCUACAUUGAAGCACAAGAUGGAACUUCUACACCGCUAACUCUCCUGGACAAUGGGGCAGGUGCUGAUAUUAUCAAGAAUGAUGGAAUAUAUACCAGAUACUUCACAGGCUACAAGCAAAAUGGAAGAUACAGUUUGAAAGUGCGGGUUGAGAAUUAUGGACAAGAUUCAAACGCAGGCAUACCAAAAAGUGGGGCUUUAUAUCUACCUGGUUAUGUGGAAAAUGGUACCCUCAUUUCUAACCCUCCAAAGCCAAAAAAUACCAUUGAGAAUCUGAAUGUGGGAAAUUUCUCUCGAACCUCUUCAGGAGGAGCAUUUGUGAUCACAAAUGUGCCAUCAGGUCCUAUUCCAGAUACCUAUAGCCCAAGUAAAAUCACUGACUUGACCGCAAUAAUUGAAGGCCAGAUAGUCAAAUUGUCAUGGACAGCAACUGGUGAUGACCUGGAUAAAGGAAAUGCUUCCAGGUAUGAUUUACGGAUGAGUCUGGACAGCGAGGAACUGUUGGUUAACUUUGAAAAUGGCACGGUUAUAAACGUCACCAGUCUGACACCACAGCAAUCUGGAUCUGUAGAACAUUUCAAUUUUACCUCGAAAAAUCUCAUUAUAAAAAAUGGAACUGUACUUUAUUUCAGCUUGGUUGCCAUAGACAAAGCAAAUCAAAAAUCAGACCCAUCUAACUUGGCAAGGGCAAUCAUGUUCAUACCACCUCCACCACAACCAAAGCCUACUCCACCACAACCAAAGCCUACUUCAACAAAAAGACCAGGUAAUUCAGCCACGGGGGUAACUGGAACAUUAAGCAUCGUCAUCCUCACUCUUGUGACAGCAAUCACUGCCUUUCAUAUCUGAGACACAGUUGCCCAAGAAAAGAAGACUUUAUGUUAUGUUAUUUGAUGAACAAGUAUUGCAUUCCGCUGACGUUAACCAGCAGAGGAAACGAAAUAAGCUGUGUUAGCAAAUUUACAAAGGACAUGUGAUUUGAUAACUGCUUGAGAAUUGCUGAAACAUUAGGUUUAAAAUUCCCUUCAACUGUAUUACGGUGCAAAAAACGCUUGUGCUAUGAGCAGCGAUAAUCUCAAGCGUUAACAUGUUGUAGCGUAUGCAUAUAUGACAAGCUUUGGAUGGGAUUUGGAGGUCUAAUUCAACUGACCUGAAUAAAAAAAUGUGGGUCUAUAGGGCAAAAUCCUUAAUUUUUCCAAAAAUGUUUUAAUGCAAUAUAGUAAUUUCUUUUGGAAAAUUACGGUUCUUAAGAUAAAUCAAAUUUUUUGCACUUCAUUGCACAGGAAAGUGUCAGUCAGCCCCAAUUGUGAUUGAAAUGUGGAGACCUAGACAGUAAAAAAAAAAAAAGCACAAUGUGAAACAAAU